UCCUCGCCAUACCAGAAAACAAAGAAUUAAUUUGAAUGGAUUUUGUAGAAUGUAUUAUCCUCUUCCUCGCCAUCGCCUGGAUUGUUGUUGUAGCUCUCACCGGGGCCCGAAAACCCUCCGGGCUUCCACCAGGCCCGCAUCGGGUCCCCGUCAUCGGCAAUAUCCUAGAACUCGGCAGCAAGCCCCACCGUUCACUGGCUACGCUCGCCGGAAAAUACGGUCCGGUGAUGUCGCUGAAGCUCGGGACCAGAACGACGGUGGUGAUCUCCGCGCCGGAGGAAGCCAAAAUGGUGAUGCAGAAGCACGAUUUGAUCUUUUCCGGCAGGUCAAUUCCCGGCGCCGCCGAGACUCUCCGCCACAGCGACUUCUCGAUGGCGUGGCUCCCCGUCGAUCACCAGUGGCGGAAGCUCCGGAAAAUCUGCAAAGAGCAGAUGUUCUCGGCGGCCAGGCUGGAUUCCAGCCAGGGCUUGAGGAAGGCGAAGCUCCGGCAGCUGUCGGACCACGUCGGAGACUGCGCCGCCGCCGGCCGGGCGGUGGAUAUCGGCGAGGCUGCAUUUACGACGUCGCUGAACCUGAUGUCGGCGUCGCUGUUCUCCAUGGAUUUCGCCAAGUUCGAUUCGGAUUCGUCGCAGGAGAUGAAGGACGUUGUCUGGGGCGUGAUGAAGGGCGUCGGCAGCCCCAAUUUGUCCGAUUAUUUCCCUGUCUUGAAGAGAGCCGAUCCUCAGGGGAUUCUCAGGGAGACAGAGAAAUAUUUCCAGAAACUGUUCGAUAUAUUCGAUGAUAUUAUCGAUAAGAGGAUGAAAUCGAGAAAAGACAAGAAAGACGACCUACUCGAAGCUCUGAUCGAUCUCAACCUCAGAGAUGAAACAGAGCUGUCCUUGAACGAUAUCAAACAUCUGCUGCUGGACCUGUUUGUUGCGGGCGCGGACACGACGUCCGGCACGGUGGAGUGGGCAAUGUCGGAGCUGAUGCGCCGCCCGGAGAAACUGUCGCGUGCCCGCGACGAAAUCCGAGGCCUAAUCGGAGAAACAGGGGAGAUGCAAGAAUCAGACAUUCAAAACCUUCCCUACUUGCAAGCAGUGGUGAAGGAGACAUUCAGGUUUCAUCCUGCAGCCCCAUUUCUGAUGCCCCGAAAGGCCGAAACUGACGUAGAAAUCAACGGCUACAUAAUCCCGAAAGACUGUCAGAUUCUUAUCAAUUUUUGGGCAAGCGGUAGAAAUUCGAAUGUAUGGUCUGAUGCAGAGACAUUCAUGCCGGAGAGGUUCUUGGAAGGUGAUGCUAGGAAGAUCGAUUAUAGAGGCAAGGAUUUCGAGCUUAUACCCUUUGGCGCGGGCAGGAGGAUCUGCCCGGGAUUGCCGUUGGCGCACCGGAUGGUGCACCUAAUGCUAGCCACUUUGGUGCACGGGUUCGGGUGGAAGCUCGAAGAAGGGGUCAAAGCUGCAGAGAUCGAUGUGGAUGAGAAAUUUGGAUUGACUUUGCAAAAGGCCAAACCUCUUAGAGCCAUUCCAUUGAAAUUGUGAAGACACAUAAAUAGCGGAAUGUGUAGGAUAUGAUCUUGUGUUAUUAAUAAAAGGCUUAAGUAUAUUUAUUA
Andrographis paniculata is the source of this 1591-nucleotide messenger RNA. Its product is annotated as cytochrome P450 76T24-like. Bases 36 to 1520 code for a protein of 494 amino acids. The transcript is spliced from 2 exons. NCBI's taxonomy places the organism in Eukaryota, Viridiplantae, Streptophyta, Magnoliopsida, Lamiales, Acanthaceae. Gene Ontology annotation, molecular function: heme binding; iron ion binding; oxidoreductase activity, acting on paired donors, with incorporation or reduction of molecular oxygen. The record is from RefSeq and is a predicted model, not a curated record.